ACAGGAGCAUCUAACCAGCAAAGCAGGUUGGAGAGCAUAGCUUGCAACUAUGAAGAGCCUAGUCCUACUAGCAGUACUGUUCCUUUCAGGAACACAGGCAAAUUACUUCCCUUGGCAACACGAUGAGCCCCGCACUCCAGUUCAGCAGGUACGGGAGGUUUUAGAGAGCUACGUACACAAAGUUCGUGACUUGGGAAGAGAAGCUGUGAGCCAACUGGAGACCUCUGAUCUUGGAAAACAACUUGACUUGAAGAUCACUGAGAAACUUGACACCUUUGGUACCAAUGCUAUGAACCUGAGGAAGCAAAUCAAUCCCUAUGUAGAGAAUAUCAGGGAACAGGUGUCCAAAGAGCUAGAAAAGGAACUCCCAAUAAUCAAGGAGAAAAUCCGCCCCAUCCUGGAAGGCUUUCAGAAACGUUGGGCUGAAGAUGCAAAGGCUUACCAGGAGAAAAUCUCGCCCCUGGUAGCUGAGCUACAAAAGCAAACCAAGAGCAACCUGGAUUCCUUGUAUAAAAAGAUCACUCCCAUUGCUGAAGAAGUUCGGGACAAAGUGAGAGUGGAUGUUGACGCCCUUCGCUCAAGACUCACACCCUACAGUGAUGAGAUCAGGCAAAAGCUGGUUGCGAAACUGGAAGAGCUUAAGGCCAAUGCAGGUCCAAAAUCUGAGGAAUACAGAACCCAACUGUCACAGUACAUUGAGAAUGUCAAGGAGAAGUAUGGACCCCUGGCCCAGAGCAUUCGGGAACGUCUGGUGCCCCAUGCAGAGGAAGCCAGAAGCAACUUGGCAAAGAUUUGGGAAAAUCUGAAAGCUAGACUCAGACAGGAUGCCUAAAGUUUUUCAUCCCCUAUAUGUGAAGAUGUUAUGUUGGUGCUUCCAUCCUCAUCCUAACAUCUCUCUCACACAACCUCUUAUCUCAUCAUAUACCAUUAACAAGAUGCUGGCCUGAGAGAGGACACGUUUACAUGCUGCUAGCCCUUACAUUAUCUCCAAGAGGGCAACUAUUAUUAAUAAUAUGAAAUCAAUUAGUACAUAUCUUGUAUUGUUUACAUAUUUCAUAUAAUUUACCUCCAUCCUGAGGGCACAUGGUCCUCUCUCAUGAAUUUCAAUGUAAAAAUAAAGAUAUUGGUAUAAC
Xenopus laevis (African clawed frog) is the source of this 1133-nucleotide messenger RNA. It is a transcript of the gene apoa1.S, whose product is annotated as apolipoprotein A-I S homeolog. Lineage: Eukaryota; Metazoa; Chordata; Amphibia; Anura; Pipidae. Gene Ontology annotation, biological process: lipid transport; phospholipid efflux; lipoprotein metabolic process. Gene Ontology annotation, molecular function: phosphatidylcholine-sterol O-acyltransferase activator activity; phospholipid binding; lipid binding. The record is from RefSeq and is marked provisional. Gene Ontology annotation, cellular component: high-density lipoprotein particle; extracellular region; extracellular vesicle.